AUGAGGGCUGUGCUCUGGGACCUGCUGCUGCUCUGCCUCUUCGCUCGGGCACGGGGCGACUGCCAGAGCGACUGUCUGCGCUGCGACCGCCACCUCUACCGGGACAGCUUUGACGUCCUCGUCUGCAUCCUGGAGUGUGAAGGCGAAGCUGUGCCACGGGCCACCUGGGAGCUGUGCGCCGCCGCCAGCCGAGCCGCCCCACGGCCCCGUGACCUCCCGGAUCUCCCGGAUGAUCCCUGGCACGAGGCGGCAGCUCCGGCAAACCCGCUGCAGGUAAGAGAGCUGCUGCGGCGGCAGGAAACCGAAGAUGAAGGUGUGGAAGCGGUGCCGCGAGCCUUCGCUCUGCCCCCCGAGGACAUUUCCCGACGGCUCGGCGGUUUCCCGCGGGAGACGCGUGGCUCGUGGCCAGCGGCGCCAACGGCCAAGGGGGUGCAGAAGAGGUACGGGGGCUUCAUCGGGGUCCGCAAGUCGGCGAGGAAGUGGAACAACCAGAAGAGGUUUAGCGAGUUCCUGAAGCAGUACCUGGGCAUGUCACCCCGCUCCACGUUCCGGCACCGCAUCCCAGCACCUUCCGCCAGGCACAGGCCAAACUAA
This is a messenger RNA of Colius striatus (speckled mousebird), 594 nucleotides long. It is a transcript of the gene PNOC, whose product is annotated as prepronociceptin. NCBI's taxonomy places the organism in Eukaryota, Metazoa, Chordata, Aves, Coliiformes, Coliidae. The transcript has 3 exons. Gene Ontology annotation, cellular component: plasma membrane; axon terminus; neuronal cell body. The record is from RefSeq and is a predicted model, not a curated record. Gene Ontology annotation, biological process: sensory perception; chemical synaptic transmission; neuropeptide signaling pathway. Gene Ontology annotation, molecular function: opioid receptor binding. The coding region runs from base 1 to 594 and encodes 197 amino acids.